UGCUUGGUGACUCUCUUUCCCCUCCAAGCCAGUGGAUCUACGUCUCGGCAAGCCCAGGGAAAUCCUUAAAGAAGCCAGUGGCUGUGCCGGCCCGAGGGGGCUACAAACUUUUUUAUAAGGGACUGUUGUUGAGCAGGGAUUUAAGUUGAGGGGUGCGGGGGUGGCAGAAGUGCAAAAACAACAGCAACGAGCUGUAGAAUCAGAAGCACUGGCUGGGGGCAGAAACGGAGCCCCCGCUGGGUGACUGGGGACUGGGAGGGUGCUGGUCGGAUUGCAGGCUGGAGGUAGGAACUGCUACGGGACCUACAGCGGCGGCUCAGGCGGCUGCAGGCGCCCCGCCCGGGCUGGUAUGCGGGCGGAGAAUGACGCGGGAGGCGGGGUCACGUGACGCCCAUGGAAUGCCAACAAUGUAGCGAAUGUCCCACUAGGGUCUGCGCGUUCGAACAGCGGCGUGAGCGCCCGGGUAAGAUGGAGCAGCAGCCGGAGCAGCAGCCGCAGCAGCAGCCGCAGCCGCAGCAGCAGCCACAGCAGCAGCCCCCACCGCCGCCGACCCCGACUACAGCGCUGCCGCCUCCUCCGUCCGGGGCACUCUCCUCCCUGCGGGGCCAGCAGCGGCCCGAGCCUCCCGUGCACAGCUGCUCCGCGCGAGAGGCCACUGAGGAGCCGCUGGUCAGCGGCCCCCGAUGCCCCUAGACCCCGCCCGUCUUUGGAGAUAUAGAUCUGCAAAAUGAGGACUCUAGAAAUUUUUAGGUUCUCUGUAGGAACUAUGAAGAUUGGAGCAAAGAAAAAUUAAAAAGGAAAUCAUUUUGGAAGUAUGUUUACAAUGAACUGAUACUUGUUGACAAUAAAUUGAGUGUUUUUAUUUGUUUUUUAAAUAAAGUACUUUAAGAAGAUUAUAUUUAUGUUAAAAAGAAAACUGGACUAACAAUGAGGCCAAAGACUUUUCCUGCUACAACGUAUUCUGGAAACAGCAGACAGAGAUUGCAAGAGAUUCGUGAAGGGUUAAAACAGCCUCCCAAGUCCUCUGGUCAAGGCUUACCUCUUGGACCAGGCAGCGACACUUCCUUGGACACCAAAAUCUUGGUAGUAAAAGAUGCUGCAAGGCAGCAGCAGAUGAAACCCACUCCAAAGUUUGGGCCUUAUCAAAAAGCUUUAAGGGAAAUCAGAUAUUCUUUGCUGCCUUUUGCCAAUGAAUCCAGUGCAGUGGAUGUAAAUCGACAGAUGUUACAGGAGUUGGUCAAAGUAGGAUGUGAUCAGGAGAUGGCGAUACGAGCACUCAAACAGACAGGCAGUAAAAACAUUGAAGCUGCUCUGGAGUACAUUAGUAAAAUGGGCUACGUGGAUCCCAGAAGUGAGCAAAUCGUGCGGGUCAUUAAGCAGACCUCCUCAGGAAAAGGAAGUGUGCCAAAUAAUGUGACUCGACGGCCAAGCUUUGAGGGAACAAGUGAAUCUUUUCCAUCCUAUCACAUCAGUAGUACAGGCUAUGAAGGGACAGGCUUUGGAGUCGAAGGGGCAAACAUGCUGAGUGAGGUGCCCAGGCAGUACAUGGACUAUCUGCUACCUCUCGGGGUCAACCCUCAUAACCCACCCGGUAGCCAUCAGCACCAGUCCAAAGCCUAUCCUGCCAAUUUGGAGGCUCCGGGCAUUAAUUAUCCACUCCAGCCCUCUCAUGGUUCAAACAACCCACACUACGGUAGGGCGCACAUGACGGUCCAAGGGGAGCCGCUGGGGUACGGCAUCCAACGCAGCCCGUCUUUUCAGAAUAAGAUACCGCAAGAUGGAGGGUACGCAAAUCUUCCCAAUAAAGGCCAAGUGGUCCAGAAUAACUCCGGUCACCCGUUUCAGCCCGCAGCCACAAGCCUGUACAUGGCCCACUCCCAUCACAAGCAGAGCAGCCCCUCCUCUCACCAGAUGCACAUGAUGGCGGCCCGCAGUCCGGCGUUUGCGAACGACUUCUCGGACAGCCCUCCGCAGAGCCUCCUCACCCCAUCCAGAAACAGCCUGAACAUGGACUUGUACGACAUAAACAACCCCGCGGUCCAGGGCUGGCAGUCCUCGACCCUGUCACGGAGAGAUUCUUUACAGAACCCCAGCCUGGAGGCUUCCCCUCGACCUCACGUCUCGUUCCGGCCCGACAGCCACGUGCCGAGUAGAACGAAUUCAUUCAACAACCACCAGCAGCCGCCGGUGGCUGUGUCCAUUCGGCCAGGACCUGCCGGCAAAACGGACGCCUCCAUCUCUUCCCCCAAUACGAUCACGGCCGUCACGUCUGCCCACAUCCUGCAUCCGGUGAAGAGCGUGAGAGUCAUGAGGCCGGAGCCCCAGACGGCCGUAGGUCCGUCUCACCCUGCCUGGCUUCCCCCGAAGACGCCGGCCGUGGAAGGCUUAGAAAUGAUGGAGCAGCACCCUCUGCCAAAGGGAAGCCCCAAUACUUACUCUCUGGAGGUUGAUUACGGCACUCAGGAGCCCAGGUGCCCACCGCCUCCCUAUCCUAAGCAUUUGCUCCUGCCCAAUAGUUCGGAGCAGUUCGACAUAAAUAGCCUUUGUGUAGGGGUGGAACAGAGCCUUCGAGGGGUUCCGAACAGUCAGGCUGAAGACAGCGUUGAGAGAAAUGACAAAAGCAGCAAGAAUUCCAAAGGGGAAAAGUCGGGGAAGGAUAUAAAGCAGAUCCAAACCUCUCCUGUCCCUGUUCGAAAGAACAGCAAAGAUGAAGAGAAAAGAGAAUCUCGAAUUAAAAGUUAUUCCCCUUUUGCUUUUAAGUUCUAUAUGGAACAGCACGUGGAGAAUGUCUUAAAAACCUACCAGCAGAAAAUUAACAGGCGAUUACAAUUGGAGCAAGAAAUGGCUAAAGCUGGUCUCUGUGAAGCUGAACAGGAACAGAUGAGGAAGAUCCUCUACCAGAAGGAGUCCAACUACAAUAGGCUGAAGAGGGCCAAAAUGGACAAAUCUAUGUUUGUGAAAAUUAAAACCCUGGGUAUCGGUGCUUUUGGAGAAGUAUGCCUUGCUUUCAAAGUAGAUACUCAUGCCCUGUAUGCCAUGAAAACCCUGAGGAAGAAGGAUGUUCUAAAUCGUAACCAGGUGGCUCACGUCAAAGCUGAAAGGGAUAUAUUAGCAGAAGCAGACAAUGAGUGGGUAGUUAAGCUCUACUACUCUUUCCAAGACAAAGACAAUUUGUAUUUUGUGAUGGACUACAUCCCUGGUGGGGACAUGAUGAGCCUGCUUAUAAGGAUGGAGGUUUUUCCUGAGCACCUGGCCAGAUUUUAUAUUGCAGAGUUGACUUUGGCCAUAGAGAGUGUCCAUAAGAUGGGAUUUAUUCACAGAGACAUAAAGCCAGAUAAUAUUUUGAUAGAUCAUGAUGGUCACAUCAAACUGACUGAUUUUGGACUCUGCACUGGAUUCAGAUGGACUCACAAUUCCAAAUACUACCAGAAAGGGAGUCACAUCAGACAGGAUAGCAUGGAACCUAGUGACCUCUGGGAUGACGUAUCAAAUUGUCAGUGCGGAGACAGGCUAAAAACCCUUGAGCAAAGAGCUAAAAAGCAGCAUCAGAGAUGUUUGGCGCAUUCACUAGUCGGAACUCCAAACUACAUUGCCCCUGAAGUUCUUCUUCGUAAAGGAUAUACUCAACUCUGUGACUGGUGGAGCGUUGGCGUGAUCCUCUUCGAAAUGCUAGUGGGGCAACCCCCUUUCCUGGCCCCAACUCCCACAGAAACCCAGCUAAAGGUCAUAAACUGGGAAAACACACUUCACAUUCCAACCCAAGUCAAGUUGAGCCCUGAGGCCAGUGACCUCAUUACCAAGCUUUGCUGUGCUGCUGAGAACCGGCUAGGCAGAAAUGGUGCUGAUGAGAUCAAAGCCCAUCCAUUCUUCAGCUCCAUGGACUUCUCCGGUGACAUCCGAAAGCAGCCAGCCCCUUAUGUGCCAAAGAUCAGUCAUCCAAUGGACACCUCCAAUUUCGAUCCUGUAGAUGAAGAUGGUCCUUGGAAUGAUGUCAGCGGUGAUAGCACUAAAGCCUGGGACACGCUGACUUCUUCCAACAGUAAACACACAGAACAUGCCUUUUAUGAGUUUACUUUCAGGAGGUUCUUUGAUGACAAUGGCUAUCCAUUUAGAUGCCCCAAACCUUCAGGAAUUGAAGCCACGCAGUCUCAGAACUCAGACAUAGAAAACAAAGACAUGGUGGAUCCAACUGGAGACUGUCAACCUGUGUACGUGUAAAUGAUUAUAGAGCAUGCCCCAGACAGUCUGGGUAUUUAGAGAGAAGGAGGGCCUCAAAGCUGAUCCCUAACAGACAUGCUUAGGCGUUGAGGUCAGUUUUGUUGUAAAUAAGUACUUUGAUCACUACACUUGAAAUUCUGGUCUUCACAGGAAAAAAAAAAUACUUUGCAAGUCGAGCAAUUCUUCAUUUCUAGACUCUGGUUUGUGUGAGAUCAACACCACUCACACAAAUAGGCAUUUAGAGACAAUUCACAGCAUUAAAUGAUAUUUUUAAAAAUUUAGUACAGUUUAGAAAGAGCACUUAUAUUUUGUUUAUAUCGAUUUUUUUUCCUACUAAAUUAUAGGGAUUAACUUUGACAAAUCAUGCUGCUGCUGUUGUUAUUCCUUUUUCUACAUUGGUAUUUUAGCCAUAGCACUUAUUUCACAUUUAGGAAAAUGCAUUAAAAACUGAAGAACACGAUGGGAAAAUCUCUGUGCAAUAAUGUAAAAAAGGAAAAAAGAUAAAGCACUCUGGGCUGAUGUUACUAGAUCUGGUUUUAUUCACACCAUGGGGUUUUCUGUUUUUGGAAUCCCUCCCUGGCCUCCCUCUCUCCCCUAUCAGAAUUGUGACAUCGCCUUAAAAAGCGGCUUUUGUUUCCUUUUGCAUAUUAGUGUGUAAUAGAAAGUGUGAGCAAGGUGACAAGUUGGGUGUGAUUUCAGUGUCUGGUGUGUGAAGAAUGUUGCAUGAGCAGGGUUUUUCUGUUCAAAUAAGUUACCAUAUCUUGCCAUUCACAGGCAGGUCCUGUGAAUCUGUUCUUAACAAGUAUCUUUAAAUGAGCUGUUCUAGAUGGAGUGUUGAUGUAUUGUGUGGAUGAUUUCCUUGUUAUGAUUGUAUACCUUAUUGAUUUCUUAUUUUUUAAAUUUCAAAUGUCUAACUGAGAAGUGAUUGUGUCUGUGAUUGGAUCAUUUUUUGUGUGUGGAGGGGGUAAAUGUAAGCACCUCUUACCCUUCUAAACUGAGAGCAAUUAAUUAGCAAUACCUCUUAAAGGUUAAUAAUGGGGAAAAUGUUGAUCCUUGUUGUCUGUAUCCUGUUCCAUUCGUGGAAUAAUUUGUAUGUGGUAUUCAGUAAUUAUGACCUUGUCAAUUAAUAUUUUCUGUUAGCAUUGCACACACUGAAAAGAUUUAAAAGUGUGUUCUCCUUUUGUCUCAGACAGUGGAAGUGUUGCCCUAAUGGAAGUCAUCCUCAUGUUUCUAACAGAUGCUAUCUGUCUGCUCUAAAGUGUCAAAUCUUAACUGAGUUUAAAGUAUGCAUUUUAAAAAUUUUGUAAAAGUGAGGCUUAUUCAAAGUGAUAUUGGAAUACUAAAAUAAUUAAGCCAUAAAUAUUUGCAUAUAAGUAUAGGUAUGUAUAUAACUGAAUAGAUAAACACAUAAAAUAUUCCUUAAUUCAAAUUAGUAUUACAGUCCUAUUUAAAGUGAUUUAUAUUUGAGUAAAAUGCUCUUUUUUUUUUUUUUUUUUUUUGCUUUUUGAAAAAAUCUGGCGCUUUGUAUUUUUCAUUAUGUUAUUCCAUAUAUUAUUCCUUAAUUUUUAGCAUAUUGUAUCCAUUGUUAUCUAAGCAACAACAUUUAUAAAUUUAUCAUCGUCUAAACUAAAAAAAAAUUAUUCUUGUGUACGUGUUUACAAUUGUAUGAAUGGCAUGUUCUGAGGUCUGCUGUGCUUGUAUUGUGACAGUCCACGUAAGAUUCAGUAUUACUGCUUUUUUUUAUAGUGAUGCCAUUUUUUUUUUGUUAUUUACAGCUAUCUGACAUACUUUCAUGUGGUAGGUUCUUUCUCAGGAACUCAAUUUAACUGUUAUUUAUUGAUAUACCAUUGCCUUUGAAAGCUUCUACUGGCACAAUUUAUUAUUAAAACUUUGGAUUCCCAAAUCA
This is a messenger RNA of Gracilinanus agilis (Agile Gracile Mouse Opossum), 6124 nucleotides long. RefSeq names its product large tumor suppressor kinase 2 (gene LATS2). Gene Ontology annotation, biological process: regulation of organ growth; G1/S transition of mitotic cell cycle; positive regulation of apoptotic process. Bases 928 to 4218 code for a protein of 1096 amino acids. Gene Ontology annotation, molecular function: protein serine/threonine kinase activity; ATP binding; protein binding. Gene Ontology annotation, cellular component: spindle pole; nucleus. NCBI's taxonomy places the organism in Eukaryota, Metazoa, Chordata, Mammalia, Didelphimorphia, Didelphidae. The record is from RefSeq and is a predicted model, not a curated record. The transcript is spliced from 10 exons.